This is a messenger RNA of Magnolia sinica, 2313 nucleotides long. RefSeq names its product receptor-like protein 4. Gene Ontology annotation, molecular function: protein binding. NCBI's taxonomy places the organism in Eukaryota, Viridiplantae, Streptophyta, Magnoliopsida, Magnoliales, Magnoliaceae. The transcript has 9 exons. The record is from RefSeq and is a predicted model, not a curated record. The coding region runs from base 83 to 1942 and encodes 619 amino acids.
CUUCUCUCUCUCCUUCCAGUCUCGCAUAUGAUAUGUGUCCGAAGCAAGAACAGCGAUAAUCUCUCUCCCUACACGCAGCAACAUGUCUUUCUUCUUCCUACUCUCUCUCCCCAUUCUCCUCUCCUCUCCUUCCUUUCCGUACGAUACUACGUAUCGGAUCGACUGCGGUGGGGCCGACAACUUCACUAGCGAAUUCAAUCAGUCAUGGAUUGCCGACCGGUUUUACACUGGUGGGGCCCCGGCCAUCGUCGCCGGGCCCCACAAUUUCCGUCUGCCGCAGGAGAAGACCCUCCGGUUCUUCCCAAUCUCAUUCGGGAAGAAGAACUGCUACAACGUGGCUGUGCCCAAUGGGCGGUACUACAUUCGGACGUUCACCGUCUAUGACAAUUACGAUAGCAAGCUGCAUUCGCCGAGCUUUGACAUGUCUGUCGAAGGGACGCUUGUAUUCAGCUGGCGGUCCCUGUGGGAGGAGGAGAUCAGUAAGUUGGGGGCCUACUCCGACGUCUUCACCUUCAUCAAUGACGCGGAGGUGGCUGUGUGCUUUUACAGCAUUGCGACCGAUGCGCCGGUGAUCGGGUCGCUGGAAAUUGUGCAGGUCGACCCACUGUCAUAUGAUUCUUCCACCACUGGCCACGAUAUGAUAUUGGUGAAUUACGGGCGCCUGACAUGUGGGUCUAAUUUGUUUGGCCCGGGCUUUAGCAAUGAUAUGGAUGAGUUCGGGAGAGCUUGGCAACCGGAUACGAAGUUCCGUGACAGGAAUUCGAAGGUUAAGCAGGUGUCUACUACGGCCCAUGUAUACGGGACCAAUCAGGCGCCAAAUUACUUUCCGACCCAUUUGUACCAGACUGCGAUCACAGCUAUCGGUGGUGGGAGUUUGGAUUAUGAACUGUCAGUGGAUACGAGGUUGGAUUACUUGGUUUGGUUCCAUUUUGCGGAGAUUGACCCGAGUGUCACGGCGCCUGGGAAGCGUGUCUUUGAUGUGUACAUCAAUCAGAAUAAUGUGAGUAGGAUUGAUAUAUUCAAGGAAGUCGGGGCUUUCUCUGCAUUUAAUUGGCAUUACACAGUUACUAACUUGAAUUCUACGCCUUUGAGUGUGAGGCUUGUCCCGGUUGUGGGCCCGCCAUUGAUUAGUGGCCUUGAGAACUAUGCGAUGGUCCCAUUGGACCUUUCCACUGUUCCUAGUGAAGUGACAGCAAUGAGAGCCUUAAAAGAGUCACUCCGGGUCCCUGACAGAAUGGGUUGGAAUGGAGAUCCGUGUGCACCUUCCACUUGGGAUGCUUGGGAGGGAGUUACUUGCCAUCGUAAUGCGAAGGGAAAUGGCCUUGUAGUCACUCAAUUGGAUCUUACAAGUCAAGGCUUGAAAGGUUAUAUCAGCGAUCAGAUAAGUCUUCUAACGAACUUGGUAAGCCUGAACUUAAGUUCUAAUUCUUUGGGAGGUACUCUGCCCUCAGGGAUAGGCCAAAAAUCUCUUGUAAGAUUGGAUUUGUCAAGUAAUAUGUUGUCCGGGACAAUUCCACAAAGCUUAAGUUCUUCAAGUCUUCAAGUUGCGCUACUGAAUGGAAAUCAAUUGGAAGGACAAGUACCUGAAGAACUCUAUUCAAUUGGCGUACAUGGAGGAGUGAUAGACCUCUCUAGUAACAAAGGCCUGUGUGGUGUUCCUACUCUGCCGGCUUGUCCUUUCUUCUGGGAGAAGGGAAACCUGUCCACCAGUGGCAAAAUCGCAAUUGGUCUAGCAUGUGCAGUUAUUCUCAUCUUGCUACUUUUGAUGAUUUACAUAUGUUGCAUUAGGAGAGGGAGAAACGAUUAUGAUUUUGGUCUUCCUCAAGAUCUCAUCUCACUUGCAGCAAAGAGAAAUAGAUAUCAGAGGCAGAAGUCUUUGAUGCUGCUGGAGAUGGAGACUCAAAACGCGAACGGAUUUCCAGCAACCAUGAAUCACCUUUAACUAUGGUAGUCUUCAAAGGAAGUGUUUGAACCAUGGAUCCUCCCAAUGUCCCAUGCAGUUACAAUGAGAAAUGGACAGACAAUACAUGAGGAAUGCCGGCAUAAAAAGGUUUGAUCUUAUGCCGUUGGACAGGUUAUACAAGUUCACAUUCUAUUCAUUUAUGUAUUUAAUCAUAAAUUAGAUGUCAGAAAACCAUCUUGUCUGUAAAAUACAGUUCAUGCCAUCAAGCAGGGAUGGCUGGAAUUCGUCAAAUGCCCAACCUGUGUAUCUCCAUAUCCAAAUUUUGGUAAUUUUCAAUACGAUGAGUGAGCCCAAGAGGGCUGAGAAAUGUCAAGCACUUAUGAGUGGUCUGAUCAUAUGAGAUUGUUUCA